Molecule: messenger RNA, 1980 nt
Organism: Alternaria postmessia
Lineage: Eukaryota; Fungi; Ascomycota; Dothideomycetes; Pleosporales; Pleosporaceae
Exons: 2
Coding region: 1-1980 (659 amino acids)
Source: RefSeq, a predicted model, not a curated record
AUGGUCGAAAGGGCCAGCCGCGUUCUUGUAGCUCGCGCCAGCGCAACAUGUACCAACGACAGUGAUCCCGGUUGCACAAAGCCGACUCAAGUACCCACAAUCGCCAUUGCACUUGCCGUCAUUGUGCCUGUCGUCGGUAUCACGAUUGUCCUCUUCUUCUUACAUCGCAGGAACAAGAGGAAGCUUGCUGAGGAAGAUUCAAAAGACAAAUACAAGUCGCACGAUUGGGGCAUGGAGGGUGUGACUAGAGCUGGCAAGAAAGGAGGUCCCGAGAUGAGCGUUUCCGAGAAGGAAAUCCCUGGAGGCCACGACCGAGGUCUAUCAAUCGAGACCGGAAGCCCGUACAUACUGCCUGUUGGCCUGCACGGCUCUCGAGAGUCAUUCCAUUCGUUAUCGCGCUCGCAGCAUGAUCCUCAUGACCCGUACGGCCCUGUAGCUUAUCUAAAGGAUGACCAGAGCAUCCGUAGCGCAACCCGUGGUCCCUACCGAAACGACGCCGGAUCCAUGUACACAACUUCGAGCGCUGGAACAAAGAAGGAAGGCCUUCAAGCCGGUCUGCUUCAAAACGCACAGAGGAUGUCGACUUCGCACCCCAUUCGCGGCGAAUCUCUAUCCCCUGACGGCUCGCGGUCUCCAGACAGCAAGUUCCCUGAACCGGGUAUUCCUCUCAGCCCAUUGAACCCACGAUUCGACAAGGAGUCGUCUCCUGUUUCACCUCCAGUUGAAUCGCCUUCCGCUGAACCCAAGACCCAGUAUGCUGCCUUCAAGCCCACCAAUGUUCCCACCAUCUCAAUUCCCGAGCCUGGUGUUACAGAAAAGCAAGUCAACAAGUCACCCGUCCAAACUACCAACGAUAUUCCCUCAUUGCCACGCGUUCAGUCCCAGGCUGUUGUACUGGAGAACACAAACACGCAUAGCAUCAUCAGUACCUCGAGCUAUGGCGAUGGUUUCCAGAUCACACCACCGUCACCCAAAGAAAGCGAGCAGCCCAAGAUCGUUGCACCCAAGCCUCGCUACUCAACUGGUCCUCAGAACGUUGGUCUUGCCGUAGACGACUUUGGUCACAGCACCAACCGUCUGUCAAUGAGCCUACGUCCUAUGCCUUCCGAUGACCCUCAGGAGAACCCCGAAGAGCGUGCCAACCGUAUCCGAUCUUUCUACAAGGAGUACUUUGACGACUCUAAGCCUGAACCCGCUGGUGGUCACCAGUACACCGACUACGUCGAAGACUAUGGCUCAGAGUACCAAGACGGCACUGUAUUCGACCCGCGCACCGGUGCCUUUGUCGUCGCACAGCCAAACGCUCCUUUUGCCGAGCCUAUUACUCGUCGUGCCAUGACACCCCCACCACGUGCUCCUCCUCGUUUCCGAAGCAACACUGCCACUGGUCCUCGUGGCCCGCACAUGUCUAACAGCUCCAUGGCUUCCUCGCAAUACCCACCGCCACGCGGCAUGUCUUCAAUGAGCGGACGUCUACCUGCGCCAAUGAAGAAGCCACUGCCUCCACCGUCCGCUUUGUCUUCUCUUCCCACACCCGGAAAGCUAACCGAGAACUCGAUGGUUUUCGAUGCUGCUGACUUUGCGCCGCCAGUCUCGUUCCGUGAGAGACAAAACGGUAUACGACCAGACAGCCCACUGGGUGCUCCCAGACCCUACAGUCCCGCCGUGCGACCACACACACCGCUCGUUGGUUCUUAUGACGAGCUUCCCGCGCUACCCAGUCCCUACCUGAUGCGCAAGUCCGGCACCUUCACUGCGCUUGACUUUGCACCACCUGGCCGCAUUCGCGACCCUGCUGGCUCAGGUGCCUCAGAUGCUGGAUCUAUCCGAUCAAACCAUUCUGGUAUCUCAGCGGUCGGCAGGUUCGCUGUUCGCAGCGGUGCCAACCGUGUCAGCAGGAUACCAAGAGAUGUCAUGGGUACCAGGGAUGAUUUCAUGGUACAAUUAAGGCCCAGGAUGAACAUGGUAGAGGGCGCCUAA